This is a messenger RNA of Anopheles marshallii, 2577 nucleotides long. It is a transcript of the gene Top3beta, whose product is annotated as DNA topoisomerase 3-beta. Gene Ontology annotation, biological process: DNA topological change. The transcript is spliced from 8 exons. The coding region runs from base 1 to 2577 and encodes 858 amino acids. The record is from RefSeq and is a predicted model, not a curated record. Gene Ontology annotation, molecular function: DNA topoisomerase type I (single strand cut, ATP-independent) activity; DNA binding. Gene Ontology annotation, cellular component: nucleus. Lineage: Eukaryota; Metazoa; Arthropoda; Insecta; Diptera; Culicidae.
AUGAAGGUUGCGCUAAUGGUGGCCGAGAAGCCAUCGCUAGCAGCAUCGCUAGCGAGCAUUCUAAGCAACGGGAAGUGCUCGGUGCGAAAAGGUUCUAACGGUGCCUGCUCAGUACAUGAGUGGGUAGGCCAGUUCCGUGGUGAAACAAUCCGAUUCAAAAUGACGUCCGUGUGUGGCCACAUCAUGGGGUUGGACUUUGUCGGCAAAUACAACUCGUGGGACCGUGUCGAUCCGACUGAACUGUUCACCUGUCCGACGGAAAAGAAUGAAUCCACACCCAAACUACGCAUGCCAUACUUUCUGUCCCAGGAAGCACGCGGUUGCGACUACCUCAUCCUGUGGCUCGAUUGCGACAAGGAGGGUGAAAACAUAUGCUAUGAAGUGAUGGCAGCCGUAUCCGACUCGAUACACAAUGUCCAUUCGAACCGGGUGACGUAUCGCGCCAAAUUCUCUGCCAUUACCGAAAAGGACAUUAAGUACGCGAUGGACAAUUUGAUCCAUCCGAACGAGAAUGAAGCGAAAUCGGUCGACGCACGACAGGAACUUGAUCUGCGCAUCGGUUGUGCGUUUACCCGAUUUCAGACCAAGUUCUUCCAGGGCAAGUACGCGGAUCUGGACGCAUCGCUCAUAUCGUACGGCCCUUGUCAAACGCCAACGCUGGGAUUUUGCGUACAGCGGCACGACGAAAUCCAGACGUUUAAGCCAGAAACAUUCUGGUACGUGCAGGUUUCCGUUGGCGAAAGUCCAGAAAUCAAGCUGGAAUGGCAUCGUGUCCGGGUGUUCGAAAAAGAGAUAGCGUGCAUAUAUCUGAACAAGGUUAAAGAUCAUAAGGAGGCCACCGUUGAAGCAGUAAGUUCGAAGGAACAGGUACGCGGACGUCCUCAAGCGUUAAACACCGUCGAACUGAUGCGUGCAGCCAGUGCAGGCCUGGGCAUUGGCCCUCACACGGCGAUGCAAAUUGCCGAAAAAUUGUACACCCGUGGAUACAUCAGUUACCCACGAACAGAAACCACUCAGUAUCCUACAAACUUUGACCUUAAUGGAGUCGUACGACUGUUACAACCUUCAUCGGAGUUUGGUGAGGAAGCGAAAGCGAUCGCCCGCGAUAUGACCCAUCCACGCAAGGGUAACGAUGCCGGUGACCAUCCCCCCAUAACGCCAAUGAAGCUGGCCUCCCGCAACGAACUGGACGGUGAUAGCUGGCGGGUGUACGAUUACAUCUGUCGUCACUUUCUCGGUACCAUUUCGCGCGAUCUCAAGUAUCGCACACACACUACCAAGUUCCGGAUCGGUGGGGAACUGUUUACGGCCACCACGAGCGCACUGAUCGAUCCCGGCUUUACCAAGGUAAUGACAUGGCAAGCAUUUGGGAAAAACGAGCUGGUACAUCAGUUUGCGGUAAACGAUAAGGUGAAGAUAAGCGACGUACGGUUAGUGGAAAGCCAAACCGGUCCGCCAGACUAUCUGACCGAGUCGGAGCUGAUUUCGCUGAUGGAAAAGCAUGGUAUCGGGACGGAUGCUUCGAUUCCGGUGCAUAUAAAUAACAUCUGUCAGCGUAACUAUGUGGCGAUUGGAAACGGUCGUACCCUAACACCGACUAACCUUGGCAUUGUGCUUGUGCACGGAUACCAAAAGAUCGAUCCGGAGCUGGUUCUUCCAACGAUGCGAUCCGCCGUUGAACAGCAGCUGAAUCUCAUCGCCCACGGGUCCGCCGACUUCCGCUCAGUAUUGAAGCAUGCCGUCGAAAUUUUUCGCCUCAAAUUUCUAUACUUUGUGCAAAACAUCAGCAACAUGGACAUACUGUUUGAAUCCACCUUUUCGUCGCUCAGUUCGUCGGGUAAAUCGUUGUCGCGGUGUGGCAAAUGUCGACGAUACAUGAAGUACAUCCAAUCGAAACCCGCUCGACUUCACUGUCCAACGUGCGAUGAAACGUACACGCUCCCAGUGAAGGGUUCGAUUCGUGUGUACCGCGAGCUUAAAUGUCCGCUCGAUGAUUUCGAGCUCGUCGCCUGGACGAACGGUGCGAUGGGCAAAGCGUUCCCGCUCUGCCCUUACUGCUACAAUCAUCCGCCGUUCAGGGACAUGGUAAAGAACUCCGGUUGCAACAACUGUCCGCAUCCAACGUGCGCCCAUUCCCUCUCACUGCUGGGCGUUUCGAGCUGCAUGGAAUGUGAACGGGGCGUACUGGUGCUAGACUGUACGAUGACUCCGAAAACGUGGCGCUUGGUGUGUAACGGUCUGUGCGAUGUCAUCGUCAAUUGCUUCGCGGAUGCGGUGAAAGUGACUGUAGAAGCCGAAUCUUGCGAGGAGUGUGGCGCCCAGCAGGUGACGGCCGUAUAUAAACAGGAAAAGUCUCCGUUCAAGGACGAGGUAACGGAGAAAAAGGGAUGCAUUUUUUGCUUUGCCGACUUCAUGCCACUGGUUGAGAAGCAUAAGGCGGUCGAAAUGCGUCGAAAUCAUGCCGGUGGCCGUGGUGGACGGGGUCGAGGUUUCCGCGGCAGAGGUGGCAAAGGUGGGCGUGGACGCAACAAAGCACCGAAGGAUAAGAUGACACAGCUGGCAAACUAUUUUGUGUAG